Acipenser ruthenus (sterlet) is the source of this 2933-nucleotide messenger RNA. RefSeq names its product hydroxycarboxylic acid receptor 2-like. NCBI's taxonomy places the organism in Eukaryota, Metazoa, Chordata, Actinopteri, Acipenseriformes, Acipenseridae. Gene Ontology annotation, cellular component: membrane. Gene Ontology annotation, molecular function: G protein-coupled receptor activity. The record is from RefSeq and is a predicted model, not a curated record. Gene Ontology annotation, biological process: G protein-coupled receptor signaling pathway. The coding region runs from base 22 to 990 and encodes 322 amino acids. The transcript has a single exon.
ACUGUAAGCCUCUCAGACACCAUGUUGGAGAACAGCAACUUGCACUGCCUGUCUGCCCAGAGCAAUGUUGCCUCCAUCCUCUCCCCAGCUCUUAUCAUGGAGUUCCUGCUGGGGAUUCCCGGGAACGUCGUCGCCUUGUGGGUCUUCUGUUUCCGUAUGAAAGCCCGUAGGCCGAGCACGGUGUACCUGCUUAACCUGGUGCUGGCAGAUUUCCUGCUCAUCCUCAGCCUGCCCUUCAGGAUCGACAACCUCCUGAGAGGCGAGCACUGGGUGUUCGGGGACCCCUUCUGCCGCAUCAACCUCUUCAUGCUGGCCGUGAACCGCUCUGCCAGCAUCAGCUUCAUGACGGUGGUGGCCGUCGAGCGCUACUUCAAGAUCGUCCACCAGCACCACAGAUUCAACCGUCUGUCUGUGAAGCAGGCUGCUGUGAUGUCCUGCGUGGUGUGGGCUCUGACUUUGUGUCUGAGGAUCCCACUGCUGACCAGCCAGCUUCUUCAGGAACACAACGGCACCUUCCUGUGCCGCAGCUUCAGCUCCUACAAAAAUCUCCCCACGGAGAUCCACCUGCACUACCUCCUGUACGUGGUAGAGUUUAUCCUUCCUUUCUCUGUGCUGCUGUUCUGCACACUCAAGAUCUCCUGGGUCCUGAAGCACCAGAGCAUGAACAGGGACUGGAAGAUCAGGCACGCCAUCAGGGUGGUGGUGGUGAUCACCCUGGUGUUUGCCAUGUGCUUUGGGCCGGGGAUCGUGGCCGGUCUGACCGCGCUCCUCAUCAAGUACUUCAAUCCCGAGAACUGCGCGUCUUUCCGGGUGGCGUCACAGUGUUUCAACGCCUCCAUCGCUUUCACCUACCUGAACAGCGUGCUGGACCCACUCAUCUACUGCUUCUCCAGCACCGUGUUCAGGAACACUUUGAAGAAGUCCAUCAACUGCCUGGGCCUGUGCCAGCUGGAGGUGUCCAGGAGUGACAGCGUCACCAGCAUCACCUGAGGGGUUUUCCGGGCUGUAUUCCACAGCAGCCACAUGUCUUCUGGAAAACUGGGAUGCAUUGUUUAUUUGUACAGAGAGUAUUACAAGAUAUGAAUCUGGAAACAAAUACAUUGUAUCAAUCCAGAUGAUCUGCAACCCCAGUUGAGACCUCUGCUUUUCCAUUAGCUCAAUUUAAACACGGCACAAAUCGUGAGUCACUCUGUCUGCUAUGAAAUGUCUUAUUGCAAUUGCUGAACAAAACAUUGAGGAGGAGCACAGUAUAGAUAUACUGGACUGGUCUGAUAUCCAGCACACACAUUCAUACACAUGUGGGCUUGCAUGCUUAUCUAUAUGUCAUAGGUAAUUUGACUUAUUGUAUAAAAUGUGUUCAUGUGAAUUCUGUAUUAAAGGGCAUAUAUACAGUACUGUGCAAAAGUUUUAGGCAGGUGUGAAAAAAUGCUGUAAAGUAAGAAUGCUUUCAAAAAUAGACAUGUUAAUAGUUUAUAUUUAUCAAUUAACAAAAUGCAAAGUGAGUGAACAGAAGAAAAAUGUACAUCAAAUCAAUAUUUGGUGUGACCACCCUUUGCCUUCAAAACAGCAUCAAUUCUUCUAGGUACACUUGCACACAGUUUUUGAAGGAACUCGGCAGGUAGGUUGGCCCAAACAUCUUGGAGAACUAACCACAGUUCUUCUGUGGAUUUAGGCAGCCUCAGUUGCUUCUCUCUCUUCAUGUAAUCCCAGACAGACUCGAUGAUGUUGAGAUCAGGGCUCUCUGGGGGCCAUACCAUCACUUCCAGGACUCCUUGUUCUUCUUUACGCUGAAGAUAGUUCUUAAUGACUUUCGCUGUAUGUUUGGGGUCGUUGUCAUGCUGUAGAAUAAAUUUGGGGCCAAUCAGAUGCCUCCCUGAUGGUAUGGCAUGAUGGAUAAGUAUCUGCCUGUACUUCUCAGCAUUGAGGAGACCAUUAAUUCUGACCAAAUCCCCAACUCCAAUUGCAGAAAUGCAGCCCCAAACUUGCAAGGAACCUCCACCAUGCUUCACUGUUGCCUGCAGACACUCAUUCGUGUACUGCUCUCCAGCCCUUCGGCGAACAAACUGCCUUCUGCUACAGCCAAAUAUUUCAAAUUUUGACUCAUCAGUCCAGAGCACCUGCUGCCAUUUUUCUGCACCCCAGUUCCUGUGUUUUCGUGCAUAGUUGAGUCGCUUGGCCUUGUUUCCACGUCGGAGGUAUGGCUUUUUGGCCGCAAGUCUUCCAUGAAGGCCACUUCUGACCAGACUUCUCCGGACAGUAGAUGGGUGUACCAGGGUCCCACUGUUUUCUGCCAAUUCUGAGCUGAUGGCACUGCUGGACAUCUUCCGAUUGCGAAAGGAAGUAAGCAUGAUGUGUCUUUCAUCUGCUGCAGUAAGUUUCCUUGGCCGACCUCUGCGUCUACGGUCCUCAACGUUGCCCGUUUCAUUGUGCUUCUUCAAAAGAGCUUGGACAGCACAUCUGGAAACCCCUGUCUGCCUUGAACUUUCUGCCUGGGAGAGACCUUGCUGAUGCAGUAUAACUACCUUGUGUCUUGUUGCUGUGCUCAGUCUUGCCAUGGUGUAUGACUUUUGACAGUAAACUGUCUUCAGCAACCUCACCUUGUUAGCUGAGUCUUGCUGUUCCUCACCCAGUUUUAUUCCUCCUACACAGCUGUUUCUGUUUCAGUUAAUGAUUGUGUUUCAACCUACAUAUUGAAUUGAUGAUCAUUAGCACCUGUUUGGUAUAAUUGUUUAAUCAUACACCUGACUAUAUGCCUACAAAAUCCCUGACUUUGUGCAAGUGUACCUAGAAGAAUUGAUGCUGUUUUGAAGGCAAAGGAUGGUCACACCAAAUAUGGAUUUGAUUUAGAUUUUUCUUCUGUUCACUCACUUUGCAUUUAGUUAAUUGAUAAAUAUAAUCUAUUAACGUCUAUUUUUGAAAGCAUUCUUACUUUA